AUGGCAAUUUCGGUUGCUGUGUACCUGCUCAGCGGCGAGAGGGCUUCUCUUGAGACACAGGAGGAUGCAUCUGUGGAGGCAUUGAGCCGAACAGCCCAGAGCACGCUGGGUGUUGGCAAAGGGCGGCUGUUAAGUGCUGACGGUCGCAUGCUGGAUGCAGCGCUGACAGUUAAGGAGGCAAGGAUACAGAACGGUGAUGAGCUAUGCCUGCAAAUACGGCUGCCACAAGUCACAGCGUCGAUGUUCACAAUGCAUAGAGACCACGGCGGUGCCUUUGCCGCGAUCCUCGGUGAUGGAUCUGUUGUGACCUGGGGCGGCACGGAUUUUGGUGGCGACAGCAGCUCAGUGCAAGCUCAGCUGAAGGGCGUGCAGCACAUCCAAGCUUCUCAACAUGCUUUUGCCGCAGUCCUGCAUGACGGAUCUGUCGUGACCUGGGGCGCUGCUGAUUCUGGUGGUGACAGUAAGUCCGUGCAAGCUCAGCUGAAGGGCGUGCAGCACAUCCAAUCUUCUCAACAAGCUUUUGCUGCAAUCCUGCGUGACGGCUCCGUCGUGACUUGGGGCAGCGCGGACUUCGGUGGCGACAGCAAGUCUGUGCAAGCUCAACUGACGGGCGUGCAGCACGUCCAUGCUUCUGCAGGAGCUUUUGCGGCAAUCCUUGGUGAUGGAUCUGUUGUGACUUGGGGUGAUCCCAUUUGUGGUGGCGACAGCAGCUCAGUGCAAGCUCAGCUGAAGGGAGUCCAACACAUCCAAGAUUCUCCGCGCGCUUUUGCCGCAAUCCUCCGUGAUGGAUCUGUCGUAACCUGGGGCGAGCCCUUUUACGGUGGCGAUAGCAGCAGGGUGCAAGCGCAACUGAAGGGCGUUCAGAGCAUCCAAGCUUCUGCAGGAGCUUUUGCCGCAAUCCUGUACCACGGCUCCGUGGUGACCUGGGGUCAGGCCGGCUUAGGUGGUGACAGCAGCUCCGUGCAAACUCAGCUGAAGAGCGUGCAGCACAUCCAGGCUGCCGCAACUGCUUUUGCUGCCAUCCUCGCUGAUGGAACUGUCGUGACCUGGGGCCCUGCUGACUUUGGCGGCGACAGCAGUUCAGUGCAAGCUCAGCUGAGGGGCGUGCGGGACGUCCAAGCUUCAGUGGCAGCUUUUGCUGCACUCCUCGGGGAUGCAUCUGUCGUGACAUGGGGCAACGCUGCUGCGGGUGGCGACAGCAGCUCAGUGCAAGCUCAGCUGAAGGGCGUGCGGCACAUCCAAGCUUCUCAACAUGCUUUUGCCGCAGUCCUGCAUGACGGAUCUGUCGUGACCUGGGGCGCUGCUGAUUCUGGCGGCGACAGUGGCGACUGCGAGUCCGUGCAAGAUCAGUUGAAGGGCGUGCAGCAAAUCCAGGCUUCUCGACGCGCCUUUGCCGCAAUCCUGGACGACGGAUCUGUCGUGGCCUGGGGCCACGCUGAUUUUGGUGGCGUCAGGUAA
Symbiodinium natans is the source of this 1458-nucleotide messenger RNA. Lineage: Eukaryota; Dinophyceae; Suessiales; Symbiodiniaceae. The record is from the annotation of a GenBank genome assembly.